Molecule: messenger RNA, 990 nt
Organism: Bipolaris zeicola 26-R-13
Lineage: Eukaryota; Fungi; Ascomycota; Dothideomycetes; Pleosporales; Pleosporaceae
Exons: 4
Coding region: 1-990 (329 amino acids)
Source: RefSeq, a predicted model, not a curated record
AUGGCCAGGGCGGCCACCCUCUCACACAGCCUAUCACUCGCUCUCGCUCUCGCGUACCCAUGCCCUGACCCCUCCUGUCCAAAAGUUAUUCGCACACGCCGAUCAGCCGCGUUUUGGAACUUGCCCUCAAACGCCUCAGCCGCUUCAUCUCAGUCGUCCACGUCGUCGUGGGAGAGAGCAGGCUUCAGGCAUGCAAUGUGUAUAUUCGCAUCCAAACCAUAUCCAUCCAUGAAUCCUGACGACAAAACAAAAGGGCCAUGCAUCAUGGAUCACGUCCAAAUCAAAGGGAGUAUCUGCUGCGAUGCCAGAUCAGGCUACCAUGCAGGUACACGAAUGCUUGACUGGGGCCCAUGCUCGCCAUCUCCACCAAUCCACACGGGCACCGCGUGCCUGGCGAUGAGUAAACACACACACAGACACCUCAUGAUUGCUAUCACCACCCUCACCUCUAUCCCGAACUGGUUCGCUCCAAGUAUCGUCCCCUUAGUCAAGCAGGCGGCACAACGCUGCAUCCGAACAGGCACAAUCCCCAGGCGACCACUAUGCAACCACUGCCACUGCCACUGCAACGCUGCUCUCGUCGACCCAAGCAGCGACUGCGCUCAGCUUGCCCCAAGAAGCACCCCUGCACUAGCGCCGCUGCUUCGGGCCUGGCGCUCAUCACCUUGCAUACACCAAAUGUUAUUACAUUCGCUGGCUUCAUUGUCCACGGGCUGGAUACCACAUUACGCCAUGCGCCUCUUCACGCACCACAUACCUCUUGCUCGCAUCUUGUGUAAUCUCGGCAUCAAGCCAGUAGACAAUCAGACAGCAAUACCCGUGAGACAAACAACCCCCCCAGCCCCGUUUCACUUUGAACAAGACGUCCACCAACCGCCAACUCUGAAUCCGUUUCAGUACGGCGCGCACGUGUCUGUACUUGGACAACUCCACAAUGCCACUGUGUACUGCAAUGCCAGCCCCGCUCCCGUCAUCGUCAUCGCCACGUAA